UGCGGUUCCCGCGCCACCAACUGAACGUUGCGUCACUGAGGUGACGUCACAAAGCCGGCGCCAUAAUUCCGCCCUGCAUCGGCUGCCCGCGGCUCGAGAUUAAUAACAACAACAACGGCGUGUUUGGAUCAAACGGGGCACAAGAAUUGAGGCCGCCUGACUGCCUCUGUCUGAGCAUAUCACUUUCUGUACCAAAGAAAUGGUGAUGGAGAAGCCAAGUCCCCUGCUGGUAGGGCGGGAGUUUGUCAGACAGUACUACACUCUUCUAAAUAAAGCUCCAGACUUCUUACACAGGUUUUACGGAAGAAAUUCUUCUUAUGUACAUGGUGGACUGGACGCCAGUGGAAAGCCCCAGGAAGCGGUUUAUGGCCAAGCAGAAAUCCACAAGAAGGUGAUGUCCCUCCAGUUUAGUGAAUGCCGCACCAAGAUUCGGCACGUGGAUGCUCAUGCUACUCUGAGCGAUGGGGUUGUUGUUCAGGUCAUGGGUGAACUUUCAAAUAAUGGACAGCCAAUGAGAAAGUUCAUGCAGACCUUUGUUCUUGCCCCAGAAGGUUCAGUUCCUAACAAGUUUUAUGUUCACAAUGAUGUUUUCCGUUACGAGGAUGAGGUCUUUGGUGAUUCCGAGGCAGAGAUGGAAGAAGAAUCUGAAGAGGAAGUUGAGGAGGAGCAAGAGGAAAUGCAGCCGUCUCCUGAGCCUGUCGCAGAAAACACAAACAACUCUUAUUACGAUGCACAUCCUGUGACCAAUGGCAUUGAAGAGUCAUUGGAAGAGCCUAUUCCUGAGCCUGAACCUGAAACAGAGUUAAAGAACGAAGAGCUCAAACCAGAACCAGAAGAGAAGAGCCUGGAGGAACAUGAGGAGAAGUCUCCAACACCACCACCCGUUGAACCGACCAUUCUUCCCCAAGAACCACCCAAGGCUUUCUCCUGGGCAUCAGUGACCAGUAAAAACCUGCCUCCAAGUGGCACUGUCCCAUCAUCAGGAAUUCCUCCCCACGUAAUAAAAGCUCCUGCUUCGCAGGCAAGAGGUGAAAAUAAGGCUGACUCUCAAAUUCAGUCUCCCCGUGUGCGAGAACAGCGUCCCCGUGAAAGACCAAGUUUUCAGCCCAGAGGUCCAAGAGCAGGACGAGGUGAGACAGAACAAGGGGAGUCGGAUAACCGUCGUAUGUUCCGCUAUCCUGACAGCCACCAACUUUUUGUAGGCAACUUGCCACACGAUAUUGACGAAAGUGAAUUAAAAGAGUUUUUCAUGAGUUAUGGAAAUGUGAUGGAACUCCGGAUUAAUACCAAAGGCGUUGGCGGGAAGCUUCCAAACUUUGGCUUUGUUGUGUUUGACGAUGCUGAACCUGUUCAGAGGAUUUUGCAGGCAAAACCAAUUAUGUUCCGUGGAGAAGUAAGGUUGAAUGUAGAAGAGAAGAAGACCAGGGCUGCCCGUGAAAGGGAAACUCGAGGCUCUGAUGACCGCAGAGAGAUACGCCGCAACGAAAGAGGAGCUGGAGGACCCCGUGGAGUCAUUGGUGGAGGAAUGAUGCGUGAGAGGGAUGGUAGAGGUCCUCCUCUCCGUGGUGGGAUGACUCAAAAGCUGGGCACAGGAAGAGGUGCUGCACCUAUGGAUGGCCGUUUCACUGGGCAACGUCGCUGAAAUAAGUCUAAUACAGUUAUACCUACAGUGGUACAUUGUUCGUCGUGUUUGCAUUCUUGUUAAUUUUUAGCUUUGGAAUGUGACACAGCCUUUAAUUUUUCUUCCUCAUUUCUUUGAUGUGAAAACAUCUUUUUUGUUACGUUUCAAUUGAGGUGAACUUUCUUUUCCCAGUUUCUCAGCAGGAUUUCAACUGUUAAUUUGUGCAUCCCAACUUUGGAAAUUUAAGGACUGAGAUGACCAGUAGCACUGCAAAUAAUCACAUGGACCCUGAAAAGCCUUGUCCUAGUAGGUUCUCUUUUGAAACCCCUUUGUUGCACAUGGCUAGUAUUACGGUUUCACCGUUGGAAACAAAUGUGCAGUGCUGGUCGCCUACAAAUCCAUUUCUUUUAUGGCUUUGGCUCAAAAACAAACAAUGGUUAUGCACUCGUCAAAAUGCACUAAUCCAUUAGAAAUAGAUCCUAAUGAUGGCAUCUGGUUUGACCAUGAACUACAUGGCAAAGGCAUGCAAACCAUAACAGAUAUAAAUUCUCCAAUAGUUUUGGUUACUUACUGAACUUGCAGUGUUUCAAUACUCCAGAGGGCAUAAUCAGAAUUACUAGGGAAAGUUUCCUACAUGAAGAUUUUUUUUGCACUUGACCCUUGAUAUGGAGAUGGCUGGCUGCUCAACCUACUCCAUCCCCUCCGAAUCCCCUUCUUCAGCUUUGUACAGUAAAAAAAAAAACAUACUCAAAUGUAUUAGCUCUCUGGUAAUGUAAUAAGCAUGAUGGUGCCUUCUACUAAUACAUCAUUCCAGUCAUUGCUGGUGUUUUUUAUUUUUAUUUUCCUUUGUACAGUGAAUGAAUUACUGUGCUGCAAAGCCAAACAGCUUCAAUACAUUCAAGAAUCAUUGAAAGAAAAAAACGCCUGUCUAACCAAACUGCAGUAUAUGUACAUCAGUAGAAGUUAAGAGUUCCUGUUUUUCCUACAGUUCAGUUCCGUUGGUAUUUACUUACCAAAAGUGUGGGGUAUACUUUGUUGUAUGAGAUGAAAUGGUAAUGUCUGUGUCAAUAGCUGUAAGUGUAGCUCCUAGAAGUGCAUACGUAGUUCUGGACUGUUUGUAUAUGCUGCCCUGCAAAUGUCCAGCUGCAUUUUCUGUUCACUUGUUCGCUCUGUUGAUCCUUGGAGCAGAGGAUGUAAUUCAAUGCUUGUGAGCAGCAGCUCUUAAGUGUCUGCAUUUUACAGUACCUCACAGGGUUUUUACAAGAUUUUUAACAUGCACAUUGCUCCCUCAAUGACCGGGAGGGUUUAAUUCCUUCACCUCAUUUAGUAUCCAUCGAUCUCUGCUGGACUUCUGAAAUGUACCGUAUCAUGACGGUUGCCUGCCAAAAUGCACACAUUCCAACAUAUUACCACAGAAGAUACUGAUCAGCCUGGUGCAGUCAUGUUCAGUGAUGCAAAGAAGGUAAAAGUGUGAACACAUAAAGCUGCUUCUGGGCAUGUCGGACGAACUCCUUCCGUUAAGGAAAACUUAACAGUACACAUGAGGUAACACGCUGCUUUGACUUAUGCAACUGUUUGCUGAGCCUCUUCUAAAACGAUUGUGCACAAUGUUUUUCCAGUCCGCAAGGCAAAAUAAAACGUUUUUUUUGGGUUUAUUUUUUUUAUUUUUAUGUCUUGAGGUCUAUUGUGUUUAAUGGCAAGUCUUGCACUAUUUCAUACAUUUUCUGGGACACAGAUUUCUCAUGGUUAUAAUUUUAUAUACAUAUAUAUAUUUUGUGUUAUAAAUUUUUACAUUUGCAAUCUGUUACCUGGACGUAUUGUACUUGAAUUCCUUAGAAGAUACAGCAAAUCUUGGACUGGUUAUAUCUUCAUUUAAAUUUAGCAGCUGAAGUAAUUUGCCACCCGUUGUGUACUUCUUUUUUUUUUUUUUUCGUUUUAACUCCCUGUCACCAUCUCAAUUGUGUUACGACAAAGGGGAACCUGGACUAAGCAAAAGUGUAAUGUAACAUUCUAGAGAAGCAUCAGAGCCAUUACGCUUAAGUCAGCUUCAAGUUUCUAUAUCUUGAAUACAUAUCUGAAAAGUUUACUUGGUGAUUGUUCACCUACUCUGUGUACAUUUCAGUGUUGUCUUUUCAGUAAAUGUACCUCACUAACCAAGUUGUAGUUUCCCUUCCAUUAAUGUUCAUUCUUGUUUAGGUGUUAUGUUUUGUUUUCAAUAGUAGCCAAUCAUUGAAUUUCUAUUGACACCCUCUGCAUUCCCAUAUUUUGACUACAUAGUUGUUGGAGACGUGCUGAAUGAUCUCUCCCGUCUGUUUGCUGUAAUAUGUUGAACAUUAUAUGCCAGUGGACACUAGUAACUGUGUUGCUGAUGGAGAGUAUUUUUACUUCAGUUUCCAUAUUUUGAAUGUGUUCAAGCUAAACCAAUAAACUACUGAUGUCUUCA
This is a messenger RNA of Spea bombifrons (plains spadefoot toad), 4064 nucleotides long. RefSeq names its product G3BP stress granule assembly factor 2 (gene G3BP2). The coding region runs from base 200 to 1642 and encodes 480 amino acids. Gene Ontology annotation, cellular component: ribonucleoprotein complex; cytosol. The transcript has 12 exons. NCBI's taxonomy places the organism in Eukaryota, Metazoa, Chordata, Amphibia, Anura, Pelobatidae. The record is from RefSeq and is a predicted model, not a curated record. Gene Ontology annotation, molecular function: mRNA binding.